AUGACAAGCUUCUCUUUUCUAUGGAAAGAAAAAAAUCAUCUGAAGAUGCGAAUACCUGUAAGGAUUAUGUAGGAUACAAUUGUAGUCAAGGAUGGCAAGAUCUCGGAAUGGUUUUACACAUCUAACUACUCUUAUAUAAUAUAGAAAAUUCCCUGGGGAUAGCGUAUUCCGCGCUAUCCCCAGGAAUUUAGUAUAUAUAGAACUACACUGACUGGCACGGGGUGCUUUUGGCUCAGUUUCGAGCCAAAAGCACCCCGUACCAGUCAGUGUAGUUAACUAUAUUAAAAUUACUUGAACUUAAUUGCAGGUUGGCUUAAACCUAUUGGUAAUACAGUCAUCAAAGACCCCUCAAGGGCCCAUCUACUUGCGAAACAGUCGAUCAAGCUGGCUCAGUUGAGAUAAUUCCUCUAGCGAGAAAAUAUCGAUACCAACUUGCUUCUUCUUGGCAGACCGUUUUGGGCUUCCCCUUUCCAAUCCGAUUCAUCCCUUUCCUUCGAGGUAAAAAUCCAACUCUGAAAGCGAACUACGGCUCGGCUCGACACCUCUGGAAUUGCUUACCUAGCAUCACUGCCAAUUUUGCCAGAUUUAAUUAAAUGUUUGCUAUAGGCUGCAUAGCUGGGAGUCCAUGUCCGGACGGAGACAUGAUAUUUAAUUAUUCUCUUAUAUAAUCAAAUAUUAUUACAAAAUUUCUGUAUUGAUUAAAUUUAUUUAAAAUUUAUACAAUAAAAUGCAUAAAGUUGAGUAAGGUAGAUUUAAAGUAGAAAGGUUUCGUGAUGAAGCAUAAAGCAGAGUCCGCUACAAUCCCUAAACUGAUAAAACUCUUUGAAAAUGAGGAUGAAAAAGAUGAUAGCGUAAUUGCUAUUCAAAGAGCAGUUGAUGCAGCCUCUAACUUUCAAGCCAAAGCAUUGCUUUGCUCACAUUUUGAUGUCUUGAUUAUGCAUAUGACAAAUGAAUCUUUGCCUUUAGAAAACCAAAAUUUCCUCAUCCAAAAUUUCAUCCCUCCAGCAAACAACCUCAGAUAUAUUACAAACUUUAAUAAAGGAUCCAUUGAGAUAAGAGUUGAGCCUUAUGAUCAAGAAUAUCGGAUAUAUUAAUUAAAUUUGAUCAAGCAUUAACAUUUUUUUUAGUCAAUGCUGCAAUGCUCUAAUUCAUGCAUGAAAUAAAGCAUUAGCUUCUAAGAUCACAGAUCCUAUUUUAAUUAAAAUUUUAUAAAUGGAAAAUAUUCAAAUCCAAGAAAACUCUCAAUACCAUCGAACGAAAUUAAUGAAAAUGAUAGAAAAGAAGUAGAUAGUUUAGCAAGAUUAGUUUGCAGCUAUAUAGCUAUAAACUAUGGAAAUGUCUCUGAAUGUGAGCUUGAAUGGAUCAGAAAUUCCGGAAAUGAAUGGGCUCUUAUAAAUGUAAUGAGAAUUGGACAAGAUUCUUCAAUUCCACAAAGUGCAAGAACUGAAGCUGUUAAUAGCAACGUUAGAGAUGAAAAUAUUGCUCCAACUAGUAUAAAAUACAGAAGACCGCCAUCAGCUCCAAGGCUUCAUAUGUCUUCUGAAGAAAGGAUUUUAAGAUCUCGCCCUCCAUCAGCCAGCAACUCAAGAAUAACCCCUCGUCAGCCUAGAAGAGUUUCAGAUUCCUUACUGCCUCAGCCCCGCUCUGCAAGCUCAAUUCAUUCGACUUCUCCAAACACGUUGACUAAUAGAUCAUUCCGUUUUUCAAAAGAAACCAAAAAUCACAGCACUCAAACCUCUGAUGAAUGCUGUGGCUGCAAAGAUGAGCUAGAAAGGUCGAUAAAAGAAAUGGUUGCAGCAAAGAAAAGAAAUGAGGAACUUGAAGAAAUUGUUAUAAAGCUUGAAGAAAGCCAUAAAGCAGAAAUUGAAGAAAAUGAUAAAAAAUGGAAAGAAAAAUGUAUUGAAAUUGGGAAUGCGAUGGGAGAAAAGCUUCAUGAAGAAAGGAAAAAAUAUGAAGCUAAAAUUAAAAUGCUGAUGAAAAAGAUUGAAGGAUUAAGUAUUGAAUAA
Blepharisma stoltei is the source of this 2006-nucleotide messenger RNA. The record is from the annotation of a GenBank genome assembly. Lineage: Eukaryota; Ciliophora; Heterotrichea; Heterotrichida; Blepharismidae.